Durusdinium trenchii is the source of this 2226-nucleotide messenger RNA. NCBI's taxonomy places the organism in Eukaryota, Dinophyceae, Suessiales, Symbiodiniaceae. The record is from the annotation of a GenBank genome assembly.
AUGGCGAGCUUCUACUUGGCCGCCUCGGCGGCGUUCAUCUACUUUGCGAUCGACUUGACACUUUGGGUACUCCAGAUGGUUGUUGCUUACAACAGGGCCUCUAUGAUUACUACUGUGAUUGAAAUCCUGGAUGACAACGCACCGCUGCUGCUGUCACGAUGCCCCAGCUGGACCAUUCCCAUGGUCAACGAGCUGCGCGACACAUCCUGGGUCGGCUACUGCACCUUGGGGAUCUACUCCGCGGGGGCAGCUCUGAUCACCUUGGCGGGCUUCAGCUAUCAGCUCUCCAUUUGUGCUCCUGGUGGCUGCCCAAACACUCCCACCUUUGUGGUGCAUAUCCUGGCCGUCUUUUCUCUCUUCCUGUCUGGUAGUGCUCUUAUCUUUACCAACAUCGGCUUUGCACUGGAGUGGCAAAAUGAUGGCAAUCCCUUCUAUGGAGGAACCGAACCUCGUUCAUUUGAUGGAUAUUAUGAGAGCUCAUGCUUCGGCUAUGGUGGUUGUUCGGGCAGCUACGUCAACGUGGAGGCCGACAAAGACACCUGGUGUCCAACCGGAAUGUCGCCCCUCGCUGAUUCAGCUAUCACUCUGCAGACUUGCAGUGGCGUUGCUUUUGCCAUCACUUGGCCGAUCCUAUUGGUGGGCCUGCCUGUGUCCUGUUGCUGCGUCAAGGAUAUGACGCUUCGAUAUCUCGCUGUGACGCCUGCCCUUCUGGUCUCAAUCCUUGGCCUGGUGAUUGGUGGCAUUCAGUUCCCGAUGCUCUUGCCAUACAUCUUUGCCCAUGCACUUUGGCAGUAUGUACGGCUGCUGGUCAAUCGAAUUGCAGGAAUUGAUCAAGCAAAAGUUGACAAAGACUUCAAAGAACAGCGGAAUUCGGAUGACGUGGUGCCUGGGGUGAUUGGCGCUCCAUCUGGGGAUGGUGAUAUAGGCGUGGUGGAUGAUCAUGAAGAGACACUAGCAACAUCUAGCAACAGGGGCUACACCAACCUGCUGGAGCCGGAGAACUGGAGGCACACAGACAGCCGGGAGGACAUCACCAGUGCCGAGUUGCAACUGGCCAAGCGCUGUCAUGGCGCACACAUCGAGACCCUCUCCCAGGACAUCACCGAGGCUGCUUCCCACUACUUGCUCAUCCACUAUGAUGUGCCGUACUUUGACGUUGACAGCUUUCGCUUGAGUGUCACCGGCCUCGUGGAGAAGGAGCUCUCGGUGUCCUUGUCGGAGAUCAAGGGACGCCCUGCGAGCACGCAGGCCGUUCUCAUGGCUUGUGCUGGCACUGGUCGCAUGUCGACAAAGCACAGGUUUUGGACCCACGUGCCUUGGGGUGUAGACUCCUUCGGAUGCGCCAAAUGGACGGGCUGCAGCUUAGCCGAGCUUCUGCGGGAGGCGGGUCUCAAGGAUGGUGCCAAGCAGGUGAUCUUCACUGGUGCGGACAAAGGCGUCGAGGCAGGGAAGGUGCAGUACUACCAGCGCUCGCUGAGCGUGGAAGAUGCCCUGCGAGGACACGUCAUGUUGGUCUAUGAGAUGAAUGGGGAGCCCUUGAAGCCAGCGCACGGCUUCCCCUUGCGCCUCAUCGUCCCCGGCUGGUAUGGCAUGGCCUCGGUGAAAUGGCUCACCAAAAUUGAAGUGGUGGAAGGUCCUUGGUGGGGACAUCAGAUGGAGGCCUACAGCUUCCGCCGCGCGGCCAAUGACCCCGAGCGCGUGCCGCUCACGCAGCUGCCGGUGCGUGCGCUGAUGGCGCCGCCAGGUGUGCCAGACUUCUUCUCCCGGACUCGGGUCGUAGAGCCCGGGACGCAGCGCAUCACCGGGAAGGUUUGGGCUGGCGCUGUCGACAUUGAACGUGUGGAAGUGUCCUGCGAUCACGGCAAGACGUGGGCCCAAGCAACGCUGGAGGAGAAGAAUGGUGUCUUUGGAUGGGCCAACUGGUACUAUGAUUGGCAAACGCCUGGGGAAGGGAACUUCGUGCUGAUGUGCCGCGGCUUCGACAAGAAGGGCCGAAGCCAAGACCCCACCAGCGAUGAGGCAUUCAAUUGGACAGGCAUGGGUGACACCCAGCCACAGAUGGUCUACGUGAGGGUGGAUUCGAAGAUCCAAGACGUGGGAAACCAGAUCAAUCUCAUCCCGGAGACCCGUGCCGCCAAGAAGAGCCUGAAUGUGGCGACGACUGAUGGAAAGCCUUUGGCGACAGGUGCUUGUGAUGCCCUGUACAGACAACCAGGAAGCCAGUGA